AUGCCACUGACAGAUGUACUCAACGCAAUGACGCGUAGAAAGGUCUUCUCUGACGAGGAGAAGACCGAGACCAAGCUCAAGAGAACGCUGGGACUCCUUGAUCUCACCUCGAUCGGAGUCGGCUCGACCCUCGGAGCUGGGGUCUACGUCCUUUCUGGACAAGUCGGCCGAGAAGCCUCUGGCCCGGCCGUUAUCCUCUCCUUUAUAAUCGCAGCCUUCUCUUCCAUCCUCUCUGGAAUGUGCUACGCCGAGUUCGGCGCGCGAGUCCCAAAGGCAGGUUCCGGCUAUAUCUAUAGCUACGUGACAAUGGGCGAGUUCUGCGCGUUGACCAUCGGAUGGAAUCUCGUGCUCUCGUACGUUGUUGGGACAGCGUCUGUGGCAAAAGCGUGGAGUACGAAUUUGGACGCGCUGAUAGGAUGCCAAAUUCGCUCCUUCACUGUGCAGUACAUGCCCCACUUCAGCAGUUCCUUCACCGAAUCUUAUCCUGACAUAUUCGCUGCUGUGAUCAUCAUCCUCCUCUGCUGUCUCCUCGCUUAUGGAGUCGAAGAAGUCGCCUUUAUCAACAAGCUUUUCACAAUGGUCAACAUCGUCGUGAUCGUGUUCGUCACUUUCGCCGGAUUAUUCGUCGGUGGUGAUAGACCCUUUUUCGAAAACUGGACGCUCAACCAGACCGAAGUUAACUACUUGGUGGAACAUCAGUUUUCCGACAAUAUCUCGACGUCCACUGUUUCUUGCCGCGACAUCAACCACACCAACCAUGUAUUCUGGGAGGAUGGGACUUUUAAUCCGCAAUCGACAGCCCGUGAUCCAGAAGAAGGCGAAUGGCCCGGAAGUGGUGGUUUCCUUCCAUACGGCUUUUCAGGCGUCAUCGCUGGCACUGCCACCUGUUUCUACGCUUUCGUUGGCUUCGAUGCCAUCGCUACCACUGGCGAAGAAGCUAUCAACCCUCAGCGAGAUAUUCCCUAUUCCAUUGUUCUUUCCUUGAUUGUAUGCUGCGUUGCGUACCUUGGUGUCUCCGCUAGCUUGACUUUGAUGGUGCCUUAUUUCUUCUUGGACAAAGAAGCGCCAUUGCCCGCUGCCUUUGCUCAAAUGUUGACACACAGAAUGCGUUGUGACCCUGUGAACCAGUAUUUGACUGGUAUCGGUGCCACCUGUGCGCUGACUACGUCUCUGCUCGGCGCAAUGUUUCCCAUGCCGCGCGUCAUUUACGCCAUGGCCGAAGACGGAAUUCUAUUCCGAAAACUCGCCGAAGUUUCUGAAAAAACCAAAACGCCCAUUAUCGCUACUGCUGUUUCUGGUGCCCUCGCCGCUGUACUUGCGCUCGUCUUCGAUCUCGAAGAACUGGUUGAUUUCAUGUCGAUUGGAACCCUUAUGGCUUACACUCUUGUCGCUACGUCGGUCAUGGUACUUCGCUACAGAUUGGACACAUCCGCUGAUCCAGUAAUUGAUACUUCUGCGGAGACUUUUGCCAUCAAGGAUUUUUUCUCGCCUCGAUAUGGCACUCCCACCGAAUUGUCCGCACAGGCUGUGUCGUACUCCACCUCUUUUAUUGCUAUCUUUUCGAUCCUCUUCUCAGUGUGCUCAAAGUUCGAGUGGACGAAGGGAAUGCUCGUUUUCGGCGUUUUAAUUAUCGUAUUCAGCAUUUUUAUCUGGCGCCAACCGGAGUCGGAGGCCGUUCUCAACUUCAAGGUACCUCUCAUCCCAUUCAUCCCUGUUGUAAACAUCCUUGUCAAUGUCUAUCUGAUGGUGUUCUUGCGAUGGACGAUCUGGGUCAAGCUCACCUUCUGGCUUGCAGCCGGAUACGCGAUAUACUUCGGGUACGGAUGGAAACACUCUUCUGAGAAUCCAGACUACAAGAAGCAUGGAAUUUCCAAUGGAAAAUCUCAAGAGCAAAUGGCUCUGGUCAAUGGAAACGGCGUGGCGAAAGAAAAUCGAACGGAAGCGGUCUUGGUCUCCUCUGAAUCGGAAAAACACUAA
This is a messenger RNA of Oikopleura dioica, 1977 nucleotides long. Lineage: Eukaryota; Metazoa; Chordata; Appendicularia; Copelata; Oikopleuridae. The record is from the annotation of a GenBank genome assembly.